GGCUGAAGCUCGGCUCAGUGUAGGACAUCCUGAUGGCUGCGGUCUUUCUGGUAACGCUUUAUGAGUAUUCGCCGCUUUUCUACAUCGCAGUGGUCUUUACUUGCUUCAUCGUGACCACCGGCCUGGUAUUGGGAUGGUUUGGUUGGGAUGUUCCAGUAAUUUUGAGAAAUUCAGAAGAGACCCAGUUCAACACAAGAGUUUUCAAAAAGCAAAUGAGACAAGUCAAGAAUCCUUUUGGCUUAGAGAUCACCAAUCCAUCUACAGCUUCAAUUACAACCGGCAUAACUUUGACAACAGACUGCCUUGAAGAUAGCCUCUUGACAUGCUACUGGGGGUGCAGUGUCCAAAAACUCUAUGAAGCUCUGCAGAAGCACUUUUAUUGCUUCCGAAUAAGCACCCCCCGAGCCCUGGAAGAUGCUCUGUAUAGUGAAUAUCUCUAUCAAGAGCAGUAUUUUAUUAAGAAGGACAGCAAAGAAGAAAUAUAUUGCCAGUUACCAAGAGAUACUAAAAUUGAAGACUUUGGUACAGUGCCCAGAUCUCGCUAUCCGUUGGUAGCACUGUUGACCCUAGCUGAUGAGGAAGACCGAGAAAUUUAUGACAUUAUUUCCAUGGUGUCAGUAAUUCAUAUUCCUGAUAAAACGUAUAAACUUUCGUGUAGAAUAUUGUAUCAAUAUUUACUCCUGGCUCAAGGUCAAUUUCAUGAUCUUAAGCAACUCUUCAUGUCUGCAAAUAAUAAUUCCACUCCCUCCAGCAAUUCAUCUCCAGAAGAAAAAAGCAGAGAGCGCAGUUUGCUGGAAAAGGCCGGGCUGUCCGAGAGCGAGGCGGAGCCUCCAGAGGAGAACAUCAAGGACUGUGUGGUUUGCCAGAAUGGAACUGUGAACUGGGUGCUGCUGCCCUGUCGGCACGCGUGUUUGUGUGACGGCUGUGUUCGCUAUUUCCAGCAGUGCCCCAUGUGCAGGCAGUUCGUUCAGGAGUCUUUUACACUUUGUAGUCAAAAGGAGCCAGAGAAAGACAAACUGAAAGCUCUUUGAGAGUGUUGUUACGACUGAAAAGUAUACUUUCCACUGAAGAUGGAGAAAUUUGUGUUUUGGAAUUGAUCAUAACAUGGAAUCUACAGCGUUGACCAUCAGUGAAAAUUCUAUUUUAACUUCACCUUUGUAUGGUACAUGGAUGAUGACAUGAAUUCCUUCCUGUCCCAUAUGCUAAAUACUGGAAUACCAUCUGUGUUAAUACAUAAAAAAUGCAUUCAGCUCUUGGGAAGAAUGUAAAUGUUUGGCCUUUUAUCAGCUAGCGGAGUUCACAUGAUGCUGAUUAGGAAAAAUCCUGAAAAGCAGUCCAUCUAAAAUCUGAGGAGGUAAAAGUCAAGAUCUCUGGAUGUUUUUGCCUUUGACAUCAUCUGGAUUGCAAUUGGGAAAAAACUGAAUUCUCCCUAAAGGAAUUGUAUGUUCCCCAGUUUCUAAAGGAGUUGGAAAGUGCUUCUAACUCUAAAUCUUUUCCUAAAAUAACAGUUUUUAUAAAGAUCCAUCUAAUUUUCCUUAUAGUCACAUAAAAACAAGUCUUAAUUUUAAUAUAGCAUCUUAAAUCAUAAAUGUGAGACGCAAUUCUUGUCUGUUCUCAGUGUACCAUAGAUUAAAAUGAUACUCAUCUAUAGGAAGCAGAUAUAUAAAACUUGGAUAAUAAAAUGUCUUGGAUAAUUAAAUUUAUUGUCAAGUAUGAUUAGCUUAGCAGAAUGUGACCUAUCAGGGAAGAACUGUGAAACUUGUAAUGCCUUACUUUAGAUUUCCUCCUGUGUAGCAAAUCCUUCUAAAACCAAAAAAGUUUUAGAGCCAGAAAAGCUGUUAAGAGAAACAACUAUUUUUUUCUACUCUAUUUUUAUUCCAAAUAAACCCAUAUCCUCCAGAGUAGUAACCUGAUAGGCAAAAAGCCCCAUCCCUCCUGCUUUCUAAGAUGACAAAGAAGAAAAAGGUAAAUCAGAGCUUUUCUGUGUCUUCAGGGGAAAUUACCUUCCAUUGACCAAGAAAUUAGAUCAUGGCAAAUAAACUGAACUUCAGGGAAA
Messenger RNA from Enhydra lutris kenyoni (northern sea otter), 2056 nucleotides. RefSeq names its product cell growth regulator with ring finger domain 1. The coding region runs from base 33 to 1031 and encodes 332 amino acids. The transcript has 6 exons. The record is from RefSeq and is a predicted model, not a curated record. NCBI's taxonomy places the organism in Eukaryota, Metazoa, Chordata, Mammalia, Carnivora, Mustelidae. Gene Ontology annotation, biological process: negative regulation of cell growth.